Echinops telfairi (small Madagascar hedgehog) is the source of this 1026-nucleotide messenger RNA. It is a transcript of the gene SRD5A3, whose product is annotated as steroid 5 alpha-reductase 3. The record is from RefSeq and is a predicted model, not a curated record. Gene Ontology annotation, molecular function: 3-oxo-5-alpha-steroid 4-dehydrogenase activity. Gene Ontology annotation, biological process: polyprenol catabolic process; dolichol-linked oligosaccharide biosynthetic process. Lineage: Eukaryota; Metazoa; Chordata; Mammalia; Afrosoricida; Tenrecidae. The annotation marks the transcript as partial. Gene Ontology annotation, cellular component: endoplasmic reticulum. The transcript has 5 exons.
UUGCAGCUGGCGCCGGCCGGCCUGCUGCCCAGCAGCCCGCUUCUCCAGGACCUGAUCUGCUAUGGGAAAACCCAGCGUGCCGGCUCCGAGCGCUCAGCUCUGAGCCGGGCCUUUGAUCUCCCCAAGAGGUAUUUUUCACAUUUCUACAUCGUCUCUGUGAUAUGGAACAGCUUCCUGCUUUGGUGCCUUAUUCGGUGUCUGUUCCUGGGAGCAUCUUUUCCAAACUGGCUUUAUAGCUUGCUCAGAAUUCUUGGGGCUGCCCAGUUCCAAGGUGGCGAGCUGGCACUGUCCGCCCUCUUUGUCCUGGUGUUUGUGUGGCUGCACAGCUUGCGAAGGCUCUUCGAGUGUGUCCAUGUCAGCGUCUUCUCCAACACCAUGAUAAACGCCAUGCAAUACUGUUUCGGGCUUGUUUACUACAUCCUCGUCGGCCUCACGGUCCUGAGCCAAGUGCCGCUGGACGGCAGGAAUGUCUAUGUCACUGGGAGCAGUCUACUGAUGCAAGCGCGGUGGUUCCACAUCCUGGGGAUGCUGAUGUUCUUCUGGUCCUCUGCCCAUCAUUAUAAGUGCCACGUCAUUCUCAGCAAUCUCAGGAAAAACAAAGCAGGGGUGGUCAUUCACAGUAACCACAGAAUUCCUUCCGGAGACUGGUUCGAGUACGUUUCCUCCCCACACCAUUUGGCGGAACUGAUGAUCUACCUUUCCUUGGCCGUCACCUUCGGCUUCCGCAACGUGACCUGGUGGCUGGUGGUAGCGUACGUCCUCUUCAGCCAAGCGCUCAAUGCUCUCCUCAACCACAGAUACUACAAGAGCACAUUUGUCUCCUAUCCAAAGCACAGGAAGGCAUUCCUGCCGUUUUUAUUCUAAGACAAGCUCAGCCGCGGGGAACAGGAACUGAGUGACAGAUAUCAGUCCUAAGGAUCAGGACACCUAGGGACCGAAACACAGCGUCCUUGGAAACCCUCUGUCCUCUGUUCGUACCCCAAAGUCUUGCUGGGGCGAAUAAAACCAUAGCCCUCACGAAAUGAA